GGAUCCCUUACGAACUUGCUCACAACUCAUGCGCACGACGCAAACCUAGUUGUAACAUCAUCCUUCGCAGAUAUAGCAUGCCCAGCAGAUUGACACCCGGCUUUGCUCUCGUUGUUUUACUGUUUCUGUGCACACUUCUCGAGCCCUUGUCCGCUUUUACCAGACCUUCCAUAUUGAGUUGUGGGAGCUCGCCACGCCAUUGCUUCGUCGACAGCCGAGUCAGAAUGGGAUCCGCCGCCUCUUCUUCUGGCAUGCAAACGCUACCAUCGAACGUGGUGAAGUAUUCUCAGGUGCCGAAACAGGGCGUCUUCACUGCCGACAAAAUUCCCAAAGGCCUUUUGAAGUCACACACAACCAAAGCCGGUACUUGGGGCAUGAUUCGGGUCACCCAAGGCCAACUCGAAUAUCAAAUCCACAACGAAGUGGAGGGUACUGAAUCGGGCGGCACGCCACUAAAGAUUGUUCUGGAAGGUCCCGACGGACGUGGGAUUGUCGAACCCACCGUCAAGCACCAAGUCAAACCUUUGACGGAUGAUGUUCAAUUCGUCGUCGAGUUUCAUCGUGUCCCAGGAACCGGGGUCGUCGACGAACCACGCGAGGGUCUGGCGUGAAACGCUAUACUCCCUACGCAUGGGUACUGUGACAAACUCGGAUGCGUCCCAUUCUAAAUGCUAUGAAUGAUAGACAUGUCUAUGUAAUCGUACCCUGGCGCUAUUUACUGCUAAUGAAAAAACUUGCCAGCCUCCUUACUGUUAAUCGUAGAUUUUCAAGUCCGUUGUUUCAUAGGAUGGUUUAUUGGCCAGUGUCAAUCAUCACAACGCAAGUGUUACGUAUACUCUUUUGACUGAAUAA
This is a messenger RNA of Phaeodactylum tricornutum CCAP 1055/1, 852 nucleotides long. RefSeq lists its product with no specific name. Bases 78 to 611 code for a protein of 177 amino acids. Lineage: Eukaryota; Bacillariophyta; Bacillariophyceae; Surirellales; Neidiaceae. The record is from RefSeq and is a predicted model, not a curated record. The transcript has a single exon.